Messenger RNA from Fragaria vesca subsp. vesca, 1512 nucleotides. Its product is annotated as zinc finger MYM-type protein 1-like. NCBI's taxonomy places the organism in Eukaryota, Viridiplantae, Streptophyta, Magnoliopsida, Rosales, Rosaceae. The coding region runs from base 1 to 1512 and encodes 503 amino acids. The record is from RefSeq and is a predicted model, not a curated record. Gene Ontology annotation, molecular function: protein dimerization activity. The transcript has a single exon.
AUGGCCAUCAUUCUUCGAUUUGUUGAUUGUCAUGGGUAUAUUAGAGAACGAUAUUUCAAAGUUAUUCGUGUUAAAGACACUUGUUCUCAAACUUUGAAAGAUGAAAUAUGCACUAUCCUUGGUAAGUAUGAUCUCCAAGUAGAAAAUAUGAGGGGACAAGGAUAUGAUGGAGCUAGCAACAUGCGGGGUCAAUUUAAUGGAUUACAAGCUUUGUUUCAAAAAGAAUGUAAGUAUGCAUAUUAUAUGCAUUGUUUUGCUCAUCGCUUACAAUUGACUUUAAUUGCCACGGCUAGAGGGGUGCAUGAUAUUUGGAUAUUCUUUUCUUCUCUAAAUCUUGUUGUGAAUUUUGUUGAUUCUUCUGCAAAACGCCAUUCAACGUUAAGAGUUAUUGCACAAGCCGAUAUUGCAGAUUUAGUGGAUGCAGGUACACUUCAGACUGGUAGAGGGGCUAAUCAGACUACUACUUUGCAACGGGCAAGGGCUACUCAUUGGGGUUCACAUCUUCGCUCUAUUUCAAGUUUGAUCAAGUUAUUUGGUGCUACCAAGAAGACUCUUACAAAAUUGGAAAAAAAUGGACCAAGUAAAGUCCAAGGAGAAGCAAAAGGUGUAAGUAUAGCUAUGAACCGUUUUGAUUUUGUCUUUUGCUUGCUUUUGAUGCAUGAUGUCUUGAAGAUCACUAAUUUUCUUUGUCAAUCUUUACAAAAGAAAGCAAUAGACAUCUUAAAUGCUCUACGUUUUCUUGAUAUUGCAAAAGAGAAACUUCAAGCUCUAAGAGAUAAUGGCUGGGAUGAUUUGAUUGUGAGGGUAGAGUCAUUUUGUUGUGAACAUGGUAUUAAAAUGCCGGAUAUGUCUGCUCCUUAUAAGAAAGGUACAGAGCGAGAUUGUGCACAAAGUAUUACAAAAGAGCAUUAUUACCGGGUCACUAUACUUAAUUCCGUGAUAGACUUUCAGUUGAGAGAGCUUGAUAGUAGAUUUACAGAUCAGUCCUUGGAACUUCUUAUUCUUAGUGGUACACUUGAUCCACGGGAUAAUUUCCAGGCAUUCAACCCUGAAAGUGUUCGCACUCUUGCUUCCAAGUUUUAUCCAAUGGAUUUUUUAGCAUUUGAUACGGUUGCCUUAGAUAUGGAGUGUGGGUACUUUCUUGUAGAUGUUCAAAGGGAUGACAGAUUUGUGCGCACAACUUCUUUAUCUGAUUUGUGUCGGCGGGUAAUUGAAUCAAGAAAGGCUGCAUUUUUUCCUAUGAUAUAUAGGUUGAUUUGUCUUGUGUUAACUCUACCAGUAUCUACAGCAACCACAGAGAGAGUAUUUUCAUCUAUGAACAUCUUGAAAAACAAACUUAGAAACAAGAUGGAAGAUGACUUUCUUGAUGAUUUGAUGGUUCUUUACAUUGAAAAAGAGCUUGCUGAUAGUAUUGAAAAUGAUUAUGUAAUUGAGGAGUUUGAAAAGUUAGGGUGUCGGAGAGUAGACUUUCACUAUGCCAAUUCUUGCAUCAGGCAAGGUUUUGUCGCCUGA